Messenger RNA from Protobothrops mucrosquamatus (brown spotted pit viper), 2676 nucleotides. It is a transcript of the gene MATN2, whose product is annotated as matrilin 2. Lineage: Eukaryota; Metazoa; Chordata; Lepidosauria; Squamata; Viperidae. The record is from RefSeq and is a predicted model, not a curated record. The transcript has 17 exons. Bases 1 to 2676 code for a protein of 891 amino acids. Gene Ontology annotation, molecular function: calcium ion binding.
AUGAAAAGAAUGAUUUUAUAUUUCCUUUUGCUGGCUGGACUUUUUCCUGUUUCAGCCAGGGAGCGACAUCUUCCAAGAACACCUUUAAGUCAAAGAAAUGAUGCUACUUUUCUUGAAAAUGCUUGCAGUAAUAAACGUCUUGACCUUGUGUUCAUCAUUGAUAGCUCUCGUAGCGUUCGCCCUUAUGACUUUGAAAAAGUGAAAGAAUUUAUCUUAACCAUCUUGCAAUUUUUGGACAUUAGUCUUGAUAAAACUAGAGUGGGAUUAAUCCAAUACGCCAGCACAGUCAAAAAUGAAUUUUCACUGAAGACUUUUAAGAAGAAACAGGAUAUAGAGAGAGCAGUGAAAAGGAUGAUGUAUCUUGCCACUGGAACCAUGACAGGAUUAGCUAUUCAGUAUGCAAUGAACAUUGCAUUUUCAGAAUCUGAAGGGGCUCGGCCACUCAGGGAGAAUGUACCUAGAGUUAUCAUGAUAGUGACAGAUGGGAGACCACAGGAUCCAGUUGCAGAAAUUGCAGCAAAAACCCGAAAUUCUGGAAUUCUAAUAUUUGCUAUUGGAGUAGGAAGAGUUGAUAUGAACACACUAAAGUCAAUUGGGAGUGAACCUUAUGAAGACCAUGUUUUUCUGGUUGCAAACUUCAGCCAAAUUGAAUCACUGACUUCUGUAUUCCAAACUAAAAUUUGUGUCCAGCAUAUGUGUAGUAUAACUCAUCACGGUUGUGACCAUUUCUGCAUCAACAUUCCUGGCUCUUAUGUAUGUAAAUGCAAGCAUGGAUAUAUUCUGGACUCAAACCAGAGAAGAUGUAGCAUCCAAGAUCUAUGUGAGACUGAAAAGCAUGAAUGUGAGCACAUAUGUGUGAAUACACCUGGAUCCUAUGUCUGCCAAUGUUAUGAUGGCUAUGAGCUUGAAGAAGAUGGGAAGAAUUGUUUCAUUGUGGACUAUUGUGCUCUGAAUAACCAAGGCUGUCAACAUGAGUGUAUCAAUACUGAAGAUUCUUAUUAUUGUCAGUGCCAUAAGGGGUUCGUUCUAAAUCCAGAUAAAAAAACUUGCAAACGGCCAAACCAUUGUGCUUUGCAAAAUCAUGGCUGUCAGCAGGAAUGUGUCAGUACAGAUGAAUCCUACUUUUGCCAAUGCAAGCAAGGAUUUACUCUUAAUCCGGAUAAGAGAACUUGCAAAAGAAUAAAUAUCUGCAGUUUAGGUAAACAUGGCUGCCAGCAUGAAUGCGUUAGCACUGAAGAAUCAUAUUUGUGCAAAUGUCAGACUGGAUACACUCUAAACCGUGAUGGCAAAACAUGCAGAAGAAUAGACUACUGUGCCGAGUUCAAUCAUGGGUGUGAACAACUCUGUCUAAAUACCAGAGAAUCCUACAUUUGCCAGUGCUCUGAAGGAUUUAUCAUUAAUGACGAUCUGAAAACUUGUUCACGAGCGGACUAUUGUUUGCUGAAUGACCAUGGCUGCGAACAUUUAUGUGUGAACACUGGAACAUCUUACAUUUGCCAAUGCAUUGAAGGAUAUGUGCUUCAUGGUGAUGGGAAAACCUGCAAACAUACAGAUCUUUGUAAGUUGGUGGACCAUGGAUGUGAGCAUCUUUGUGACAGUGAUGGUGAAUCAUAUGUCUGCAAGUGUCAUGAAGGAUUCAUACUAAACAAGGAUAGGAGAACCUGCAGAAAUCAAGAAAUCUGCAAGUCCAUUGACCAUGGGUGUGAACAUAUCUGUGUUAAUAAUAAUGAUUCAUAUGUCUGUGAAUGCCAUGAAGGAUUUAUAUUAUGGAAUGAUGGGAAAACAUGCAAAAGAUGUAACGAAGGCCCAAUUGAUCUGGUAUUUGUGAUAGAUGGAUCAAAAAGUCUAGGAGAAAAUAAUUUUGAAAUUGUCAAGGAAUUUGUCUUGGGAAUUUUGGAUUCUCUUACAAUAUCUCCCAGAGCUGCACGUGUUGGUUUGUUGCAAUAUUCCAGCCAGGUUCGCACAGAAUUCACACUGAAACAAUUCAACACAGCCAAGGAUAUGAAGAAAGCAGUGACACAAGUUAAAUACAUGGGGAAAGGCUCCAUGACUGGGCUUGCCCUGAAGCAAAUGACUGAGAGAAGCUUCACUGAAGCAGAGGGAGCCAGGCGCAUCUCAGCAAAUAUUCCCAGAGUGUCAGUUUUGUUUACAGAUGGACGGGCCCAAGAUGAUGUUUCUGAAUGGGCAGCUAAAGCAAAGCAAAGAGGAAUCACUAUAUAUGCUGUUGGAAUAGGGAAAUCAAUUGAGAAAGAAUUACAAGCAAUUGCUUCUGAUCCUGCUGAAAAACAUAUUUUUUACGCUCAGGAAUUCAAAGCUAUGGAAGAGAUCACUGAAAAACUGCAGAAAAGGAUCUGUGAAGAUCUAAAGGAUUACCAGGAAACAACAAAUCAGCUUCAUGCAAUGAAUUUACUUUCUGAAGAACCUGAAACAUCUACCUUAGCAAUCACAGAUGUUCUUUCCUGUUCCAAUUUUGCUGUGCAUCACAAAUACCUUUUUAAAGAAAAGCAGUUAUGGACAAAAGCUUCAGCAAAUCCUUCAGAUGAUAAGAAAGACCUAUGCAGUUGUGAGAAUCUUAUGAAUUUCCAGAAUUUCGCAACUACUGAAUUUAGGAAACUAACACAUUGGUUCCUUAUGCGACCUGAUGUGUUGAUUGUUGAUGAUUAUUUCUUUAAAUAA